Messenger RNA from Capsicum annuum, 2362 nucleotides. RefSeq names its product protein NUCLEAR FUSION DEFECTIVE 4. NCBI's taxonomy places the organism in Eukaryota, Viridiplantae, Streptophyta, Magnoliopsida, Solanales, Solanaceae. The coding region runs from base 216 to 1898 and encodes 560 amino acids. The transcript has 2 exons. The record is from RefSeq and is a predicted model, not a curated record. Gene Ontology annotation, cellular component: membrane.
AGAGCAACACAUGGCGGCUCCAAGUAAACACUCAACAUGGAAACGAAACUCCCAAAACAGUAAACACUCAAACACGAAGACGAAAUCCCCAAAAUGCAAACACACAACACGUAAAACAAAACCAAAAAACCUCAAAUUAGUGUCGAAUAAAACUUGCAGUUAUUAGUUAAUCAAUCAUCGAAAAGAAAGAAUAAAAAAAGGAAGAAAUCAGCAAAAUGGAUUUAGACCCAGAUUACAAUCCAAGUUUCAAAGCCAAAAUACACACCAAAUGGGUAGCUACAGUUGCCAGUAUUUGGAUCCAAUGUACCAGUGGCUCUCUCUACACUUUCGCCAUCUAUUCCACCGUACUUAAGUCCAGUCAAGGAUACAAUCAAUCAUCUCUCGACAUAGUCUCCGUUUUCAAAGACAUCGGCGCAAAUGUCGGCACUCUUUCCGGCGUACUCUACUCAUCAGUCACCGAUCCUCGCCGCCGGAAUUGUGGUGGUGGGCCAUGGGUGGUGCUGCUUGCCGGAGCUUUACAGUGUUUUGCUGGGUAUUUUCUUAUGUGGUUGACUAUUGUGGGGGUUCUGCCGAAGCCGCCGUUGUUGGUUAUGUGUCUGUACAUGCUUUUAGCUGCUCAUGCUAUGACGUUUUUCAAUACGGCUAAUGUUGUUACUGCUGUGCAUAAUUUUCCGAAUUAUAGAGGGACCGUUGUUGGCAUCAUGAAAGGUUUCCUCGGGUUGAGUGGAGCAAUAUUAAUUCAAGUAUAUCAGACAAUAUUCAGAAACAGGCCCACUGCAUAUCUGAUGCUGUUGGCACUGUUGCCUCCUAUUACUACUCUGUUACUUAUGUCGUUCGUAACAAUCUCACAAACAAAUGAAGAUGAUGAGAAGAAGCAUCUGAAUGGUUUCUCAUUGAUUGCUUUGGUACUGGCUUCUUAUCUCAUGGCUGUAAUCAUCGUGGGAAACAUCUUCUCUUUACAAAUGUCCGUUAGCAUCAUUGCUUUUGGUAUACUCAUUUUCUUGCUGCUUUCCCCAAUUUCUGUUGCAAUCAGUGCCCACAAGGAAAAGUCUUAUAGAAUAAUUAAGUACUUGCUUGAGAAAAACACACCGGAGGAUGAGCAAAAUCGAUCUCAGGCACAUUUUGUUGACAUUGGGCAAAGUCAUGAUUACUAUGCCGAACUGCCUGCUGGUGCUGAUCAAGAGAGAGAUAUGAAUGAGAGGAGGACUCCAGAAUGGGGGGAAAACAUGAAUCUUUUUCAGGCAAUGUGCACCACUGGUUUUUGGUUUUUGUUUGUCACCACUGCAUGUGGAAUGGGCACAGGCCUGGCCACCGUUAAUAACAUUAGCCAGAUAGGAGGGUCACUUGGGUACAAAACCUUAGAGACAAACACUUUAGUUUCUCUAUGGAGUAUCUGGAAUUUUCUUGGUCGCUUUGGAGCUGGUUAUAUUUCAGAUUAUUUCUUGCGCUCACUAGGUUGGUCAAGGCCAUUAUUUAUUGUUGUUACUCUGGCUUGUAUGACUGUUGGCCAUGCUGUGAUAGCAUCUGGUCUGCCCGGUGCUUUGUAUGCCGGCUCUGUUAUAGUUGGUGUUUGUUAUGGAUCACAAUGGUCACUAAUGCCCACAAUUGCUUCUGAGAUAUUUGGUGCCGGGCAUCUGGGCACAAUAUUUAACACCAUAACCAUAGCAGGCCCUGUAGGGUCUUAUAUACUGUCUGUUUGGGUAGUCGGAUACCUCUACGAUAAGGAAGCAUCAGAAGGGAACAUGUGUAGUGGAACUCACUGCUUCAUGUUGUCCUUCUUUAUCAUGGCAGCUUCCACUUUGUUUGGGGCUGUUGUGGCCUUGGCCUUGUUUUUUCGGACAAGAAACUUCUACAAUAAUGUUGUUCACAGAAGAGGUGCAAGUACCAUUACUGGUUAGUUCUCGUUGAUAAAAACAAUCGAGGAUAGCAGUUGAAGGCCAUCAGCAACAGCUCCUUGUAACAUAGUGUACACAGUUUUAUACAAUUUGGUUGGUAGGUUAUCUGACUACCAACUUUGUAAUUUUUGAUAUGUAUGAACCUGUAUCGGUGUGAAUUUGAAGUUUCGACCACCAAGGACACUAUAAUUAUGAGAAUCAGACGCGAAAAAGUGGAACGUUUUCUCAAGUAUCCUCCGUGGCACUUCGCUGGAUAAGGUACACAUUUGGGAGUUCUGCAGUUUUGAAUCCUAGAACACUUCAGAUCAGUAGAUAGUAUUGUAGAAUUCAGUUCGACAAUUUUGGACUUUGUGUUGAAAGGUGAACUCGAUGCUACUCUUAUAAGUUGUAAGGCGUGAUAAAUUGAGUGGAAAACUGGAAAUUGGAUGCAAUUAGUAUUUGAAUGUCUUAAUUAUUGUUUGUAGCCA